AUGAUACGAGGCCACGCAAACCAUUCUGGCGACAUCAUUAGAAGGUUGGAUGACAUCGACAAUCGAGUAUGGGAGUCGGUAGUGGAUGAUUUGUUCGUCGAUCAGCGUGACGGGCGCUCACGUAUUGAGGUGUAUCCGGCGCACCUCCUCCUGCCUCAAAACGUUGAACAUCAGCAGUCGAAUCAUGGAAUCAAGCAAGCAGACGCAACGACCGACAUCAACCAUGGAUCUCCUGCCAAUGACAAAGACAAUCCAUCGAUGGACCUAGUCGCACUGUCUUCACCCCAACGCGUCGCUGACUACAUACAAACGACCCCGAAGUUCCAAGCAUUCUUCAUCCGACAAAGCUUUUCGUGGGGUCCAUUGCUGGUGACGAACGAGCUGUUUAUAGGACUGCUGCUCAACGCUCGAUUACCACAGCACCUGAAGAGCUUCAUCAUGUUUUUCGGACCGAGAGAGCGCGAGGUUGAAAUUUCACCUCCGGCUCUGAGAUUUACGCCGCUCUCAACCACAGGACACUCAUCUGAUCAAAGUCACCACUGCACAUAUGGCCUGAGGUUUAUUGAGCGUAACCGCCACCAUCACAUGUCAUCUCCAUCGAAAGCAUGGUCUCUUCGACAAUGCGCAAUCACCUGCCGCUAUGUUCACAAAGAAGGAGGUGCAUCGUGGGCAUUUGUUACCAUUUCUGUCGACAUGCAACGGAGGUUGGAUGCAGCGGCACUCACGGGCGACUUCACCCACAACACAGACCCGUUCGAAGUACAUCAAAUGAUCAUAGACUCUGCGAUUACGAGCUGGAGGCAAUAUCUCAUCGACCUCUCCGAAGAAACCGACGCACAUCAUGCUCAGAUUUUAGGGACGUCGCCAAACGACAAAGGGCCCGUCAAACUACAUGAAGCCGGUAGACGUCAAGAUCUUUUAAUGCUGGAUGAAACCCUUUUGAAUGCAUUGCUGGCAAUUACGGCUACUACGGAUACGUCGUCUGCGUUGUCAUCUGCUUGGGAGUUUGUGAUUAGAGAUACUUCGACCUUAGAUCCAGGCUACCUCGACCUCAUGCGAAAAAGCUUCACACAUCACCAACGCUCACUGGCUCUCCUGUCUGCGCAAAUCACACAUCUCAGAACAAAACUCGGAGGUAUCAUCAGCCUACUUUCAAGCUUCCUGGAUCUGAGCAGCGGAUACUCCCUCCAGAAUCUUGCUCUACAGGCUGGCGAAGAGAACGAAGAGAUGCGCAAGUUGACGGACCGCAUGCACAAACUGGCAGAGAAGAGCACACAGGAUGCUGCAGCUGUCAAAGUCCUGACUAUUUUGACACUGAUCUAUCUGCCGGUUACAGUGGUGUCCAACUUUUUUUCAACCUCGUUUGUCAGUUCCAAGAAUUCAGCGGAUGGAGGCCUUGGAAGCAUCUCCGUGACUGGCGACUGGGGGAUUUUGUUUGCAGCCUCCAUCCCACUGACACUUCUCACUAUAUAUAUAUGGCUGGUCUGGACACGCAUUCAAGCGAACCCUCGGGGGCAGGUUUGGUGGAAGUAUGUGUUGGGAAUUCGCUUAUUCAGCGGCGACAUUUCCAACUCAUCAAUGGAGAGUGGGAAUGCAGCGAUGACGACAAAGGUUCCUGUACUCAUUGAAAGGGCAUACUCGAGAGAGCAUACGGAUGGGCUUUUUGAGCAUGGGUUGAGGAGGACGACUUCUGGGAUUUGCUAAGCCUCUUCGUGGACCAGAUAAUAAUUGGACAAAUUCCUGAAAGGUUUACAGGAUAGCCCAAAUCCCAAGAGUCAUUCCUCAAACUCGUUUGCCCACUUCCACGCGGGGGUAACACAACG
Molecule: messenger RNA, 1823 nt
Organism: Exophiala oligosperma
Lineage: Eukaryota; Fungi; Ascomycota; Eurotiomycetes; Chaetothyriales; Herpotrichiellaceae
Exons: 1
Coding region: 1-1704 (567 amino acids)
Source: RefSeq, a predicted model, not a curated record